CAAACCAACCAGCUCAACUAAGCUGACCCGACCGGUAUCAUCGGAGUCAGCCUCUGAUCGUUUCGACCUUCCGAUGAUUCACGGCUCUUAUCCGACUUCAAACAAUCUUGCAUGUCCGAUGUCAGUGCGUUUUUAUAUAUAAGAGAUACGGCCCCUGUCCGCUUUACCCCGGUAUGUCUUGAUUACGACAACACAUCUAUUUGGCAUGAUAUUCGGUUGAAUCCAAGUUCUGCAAUUUCGUUAUUACUUUCUAAAUGGAUCCCAACGUCGCUCAGGGGUCAGGCCCCAAGCUUAAAAUAAAGAUUGCCAUUGAUAGGGGUGGUACUUUCACCGACUGUCUCGGUAUCAUCGAAGGACGAGAAGAGGACAUUCUUGUUAAAAUUCUGUCUCAGGAUCCUUCGAACUAUGAAGAUGCGCCUAUUGAAGGAAUCAGACGUAUUCUCGAGAAGGCGACUGGAAAAUCUUUCCCUCGCAAUGUACCAAUUGACACUUCUCUAUUCGAGGAUCUUAGUAUCCGUAUGGGUACGACCGUCGCAACAAAUGCAUUGCUGGAACGCAAAGGCGAGAAGGUCGCUCUUCUAAUUACCGAGGGGUUCUUGGAUAGUUUAGAAAUUGGUCUACAGUCGCGACCGAAAUUGUUUGAUCUGCAUAUUGUUCGGCCGGAUGUCCUGUACAAAAAAGUCGUUGAGGUAGCUGAAAGGGUUACUAUAGAAGGCUACCAACAAAAUCCCUUCUACGAAGAAGAGUCUUUAGCUAUCGCUAAAGCGGCCGAGGCCGAUUCAAGCCUGGUUCAAGGUAUUAACGGUCAAUAUAUACGAAUUCUGAAGCCUUUGGAUAAGGAACGGGUUAGAGCAGAUCUGGAAGGCCUCUACAAUGAGGGAUUCCGCAGCAUAUGUGUCUGCCUCGCCCAUUCAUACACGUUUCAAGAUCAUGAACGAGCGGUUCGAGAAAUAGCAUCGGAGGUCGGGUUUACUCAAGUAACACUGUCCUGUCUCACCCUGCCGAUGAUCAAAAUGAUUUCGAGAGGCAUGUCGGCAACCGCGGACGCUUACCUCACACCCGUUAUCCAACAAUACAUCUCCGGAUUUCAAUCCGGUUUCACAGAUAGGCUCCAGUCGGCCAAUACACGUUGCGCUUUCAUGCAAAGUGAUGGAGGGUUAGUCGACGUGAGAAAGUUUAGCGGUCUUCGCGCCAUUUUGUCCGGCCCUGCUGGAGGUGUCGUUGGCCAUGCUGGCACUAGUUACGACCCCGAGGAUAAAAUCCCCAUCAUUGGAUUUGAUAUGGGUGGUACAAGCACCGAUGUCUCUCGCUUCGAUGGUAUCUUCGAGCACACUUUCGAAAACAUCACGGCCGGCAUAACCAUAAUGGCCCCGCAAUUGGACAUCAACACAGUUGCGGCUGGUGGUGGUAGUAUUCUACAUUGGAGACAUGGCCUUUUUGCCGUAGGCCCCGAUUCCGCCGGUGCGCAUCCCGGUCCAGCAUGUUAUCGCAAGGGAGGUCCGCUAGCUAUUAGCGAUGCGAAUGCCCUUACCGGUCGCCUCCUGCCGGAUUACUUCCCCAAGAUCUUUGGAAAAAGCGAAAGCGAGCCUUUGGAUGUUGAAAUUACCCGAGUCAAAUUCGCUGAGCUUGCUGCUCAAAUCAAUUCGGAAACGGGCCAAAACAAGACCCCGGAGGAGGUCGCGAUGGGAUUCAUCGAAGUCGCCAAUGAGACGAUGGCGAAGCCAAUUCGCGCGUUAACUGAAGCCCGUGGAUUUGACACGUCAGCUCAUCACCUCGCCUGCUUCGGUGGCGCUGGAGGACAGCAUGCUUGCGCCAUUGCGGCAUCAUUAUCGAUCACCAGAGUCAUAAUCCAUCGCUACUCCUCCAUUCUAUCAGCAUACGGUAUGGCGCUUGCUGAGCUUGUUCAUGAAGCCCAGAAGCCAUGCUCCGGAGUUUUUACCACUGCCGAAUCUGUCUUACCAACAAUCGGAGAGUUGAAAGCCGAAGUGACGAAAGAGCUAGAGCUCGACGGUAUUUCGAAGGACCGCAUAAAUUACGAGGUCUACCUCAACCUGAGAUACCAAGGAACCGACAAUAACCUCAUGAUCUUAGAGCCGGCAGAUGGUGACUAUCUUGCAGAAUUCACCCGCCAACACCAGCGGGAGUAUUCUUUCACAUUUCCAGAUAAGAAUGUCUUACUAGAGGACAUCCGCGUCCGUGGAAUUGGACAAUCUAUGGACAGUUCAAAUGAAUCCCCGAACCGGGAGCUUGCUUCCGUGGAAAAAUUCAACAUGGCCAAGGCUGGCGAGGAUGGCAGGUCCUCUGUCUACUUCGCUGGGUUCGGAUGGACGGAUACGCCAAUCUACCUACUCCAGAACCUGAAGCCUGGUUGUGUCAUACAAGGUCCUGCUACCAUUAUCGACAACACCCAGACUAUAAUCGUGGAACCCCUAGUUAAGGCAACGAUUCUGAGUCGCCACGUUAUCCUCGAUCUCCCUUCUAAGAGGACACAGACAUUAAGUGCGACCGUGAUCGACCCGAUUCGACUUUCGAUAUUCGGACACAGGUUUAUGUCGAUCGCCGAACAAAUGGGAAGAACUUUCCAAAAGACAUCAGUGUCCACCAAUAUUAAGGAACGCCUCGACUUCUCUUGUGCGCUCUUCUCCCCUGAUGGCCGUCUUGUCGCCAACGCGCCUCACGUUCCCGUCCAUUUAGGCUCGAUGGAAUACGCCGUCAGAUUUCAGAACGAGAGAUACCGCGAUACCCUGAAGCCCGGGGAUAUUCUCUGUAGCAAUCAUCCAAUCGCUGGAGGUGUGCAUCUUCCGGAUAUAACAAUUAUGACUCCAAUAUGGGAUUCCGAAGGGAAAGACAUAAUCUUCUGGGUUGCAAGCCGAGGUCACCAUCCUGACGUCGGCGGAAUAAGUCCCGGAUCUAUGCCCUCGAACAGUAAGUUCUUGUACGAAGAGGGGGCUGCCACUGUGAGUUACAAGAUCGUCAGUGGUGGUAUCUUUAACGAGAAAGAGACGCGCCGAUUCUUAUACGACGAGCCCGCUCAAUACGCCGGAUGUAGUGGAUCUCGCAACUACAAGGAUAACCUCUCAGAUAUGCGCGCCGCAAUAGCCGCGAACAGAAAGGGCGCCAACUUGAUCGAAGCGCUCGUAAACGAGUUCACAUUACCCGUAGUCCACGGGUACAUGAACGCAAUAGCAGAGAACGCCGAAACCGCAGUCCGAGCUUUCCUGCGCUCAACAGCGGCAAAGCUGAACGGCAAACACCUUUCCUUCCAGGAUUAUAUGGACGAUGGUUCCAUGAUAUCGCUGAAUAUUCGUAUCGAUGGGGAGACAGGAAGCGCAGUAUUCGACUUCACGGGUACAUCGGAAGAAACGCUUAACUGCCUCAACGCCCCGAAGGCAAUUACGCACUCAUCCGUUAUCUAUUCGCUCCGAUGCCUCAUUAACCAAGAUAUACCACUGAACCAGGGCUGUAUAGCACCGAUCAACAUCAUCCUACCCGAAGGCACGAUUCUUAAUCCCUCACCCUGGGCUGCCGUCUGCGCUGGGAAUAGUAUUACAUCCCAAAGAGUCACUGACGCAAUUCUUGGUGCGUUCCACGCCGUAUCCGCAUCCCAAGGAUGUGUAAAUGUAUUCGGAUUCGGUAUGGGUGGGACGGAUGAUACGGGGCAUGAGGUACCCGGCUUCGGUUACAUCGAGACGAUCGCUGGCGGUUCGGGUGCCGGUCCGGGUUGGCAUGGCGCUUCGGGAGUUCACACAAAUAUGUCGAAUACGCGAUGUGCGGACCCUGAGGUAUAUGAAUUACGAUACCCUGUCAUCCUUCGUAGGUGGACUCUUCGGAAAGGAUCCGGUGGAGCGGGUAAAUACCAUGGAGGGGAUGGUUGCAUUCGUGACGUCGAGUUUCGAAUCCCACUCUCAGUCUCUGUUCUUAGCGAACGACGUGUUAUGCGACCGUACGGUUUGGAAGGAGGCGAGGCUGGGGCAGCGGGGAAGAAUCUGUAUAUCAAAAAGGAAGAGGGCGGUAUAGAGCGAAUGAUUAAUAUCGGAGGUAAGAUGGAAUUAAGCGUGGUUCCCGGCGAGAGAGUUAUUAUUCACACUCCCGGUGGCGGCGGAUGGGGAGCGAUGGAGCUGAAUGGGACAAAUGGACUCGUGUCCAAUGGAAUCCUGGCGAACGGGAAACCUUUGAAUCAAUUUGAACCACGAGGAAGUGUUCAUAAUUGGACACUAGCUGCUGAGGGCAUAUAAAGAUGUAAACCAAAUCAAAUCAAGUGAAGAAAGAUAUAGGAUAAUUUAAUUGACCUACCUAGGGUGCUUUGCGUUGUGUAAAAAAUAAGGCUACGCGCUAAAACACUGUAACUAUAGCGGUUGAAACCUGUGAAUCGGGGGAGGGAGAGUCGUCUAGUGG
Hypoxylon trugodes is the source of this 4395-nucleotide messenger RNA. RefSeq names its product Hydantoinase B/oxoprolinase-domain-containing protein. The coding region runs from base 255 to 4235 and encodes 1326 amino acids. The record is from RefSeq and is a predicted model, not a curated record. NCBI's taxonomy places the organism in Eukaryota, Fungi, Ascomycota, Sordariomycetes, Xylariales, Hypoxylaceae. The transcript has 6 exons. Gene Ontology annotation, molecular function: 5-oxoprolinase (ATP-hydrolyzing) activity. Gene Ontology annotation, cellular component: cytosol. Gene Ontology annotation, biological process: glutathione metabolic process.